GAUUCUUUCUGGGGGAAAGCGCCCGAGCUGGAGCACAGCCUGUGGCCGCUGCUUCAUCCCCAGCUCCCUUCGGAAAAACUGGCCGGGAUGGCCUGGGCACCUGCCAGGAUCAUGGAUUUCCCUGGACACUUUGAACAAAUCUUCCAGCAACUGAACUACCAGAGACUUCAUGGGCAGCUCUGUGAUUGCGUCAUUGUGGUGGGGAAUCGCCAUUUUAAAGCCCACCGCUCAGUACUUGCAGCAUGCAGCACACAUUUCCGGGCCUUGUUCUCAGUGGCUGAGGGAGAUCAGACCAUGAACAUGAUUCAGCUGGACAGCGAAGUAGUGACAGCAGAGGCCUUUGCUGCACUGAUUGACAUGAUGUAUACCUCCACGCUCAUGCUGGGGGAGAGCAAUGUUAUGGACGUCUUACUGGCGGCCUCGCACCUGCACUUGAACUCUGUUGUUAAGGCCUGUAAGCAUUACCUGACAACCAGGACGCUGCCUAUGUCUCCACCCAGUGAGCGUGUUCAGGAACAGAGUGCUCGCAUGCAGCGUUCCUUUAUGUUGCAGCAGCUGGGACUAAGCAUUGUGAGCUCAGCCCUCAACUCCAGCCAAGGUGGUGAGGAACAGCCACCGCCCCUGAGCUCAUCCAUGCGCAAUAAUCUGGACCAGCGGACACCCUUUCCCAUUAGACGCCUUCACAAGCGCAAGCAGUCAGCCGAGGAGAGAGCCAGGCAGCGCCUCCGCCCCUCCAUGGAUGAGUCUGCCAUCUCUGACGUCACAACUGAGAGUGGGGCACCGGGGGUACAUUCACGGGAGGAGUUCUUCUCACCAGAUUCUCUGAAGAUUGUGGAUAACCCAAAGACUGAUGGCAUGACUGACAACCAGGAGGAUAACACCCUCCUGUUUGACCAGUCAUUUGGUCCUCAAGAAGAUGCCCAGGUACCCAGCCAGUCUGACAAUAGCGCCAGCAACAUGGCGCAGCUGUCCAUGGCCUCGCGUGCAACUCAGGUGGAGACCAGUUUUGAGCCAGAAGCCACAGCGGAGAAGAGUGGUUUUCAAUGUGAAAACCCUGAGGUUGGCCUUGGGGAAAAGGAACACAUGAGGGUGGUAGUGAAAGCGGAGCCCCUGAGUUCUCCUGAGCCUCAGGAUGAGGUGAGUGAUGUAACCUCACAGGCUGAAGGCAGUGAGUCUGUGGAGGUGGAGGGAGUGGUGGUUAGUGCUGAGAAGAUUGACCUCAGCCCUGAGAGCAGUGAUCGGAGCUUCUCUGAUCCUCAGUCUAGCACUGACAGGGUUGGUGACAUCCACAUUUUGGAAGUUACAAAUAACCUAGAACAUAAAUCCACUUUCAGCAUCUCAAAUUUUCUUAACAAGAGCAGAGGAAGCAACUUCAGUGCAAAUCAGAACAAUGACGAUAAUAUCCCAAACACCACCAGUGACUGCAGGCUGGAGGGUGAGGCGCCCUAUCUGUUGAGUCCAGAGGCUGGUCCUGCAGGUGGGCCCUCCUCUGCCCCAGGCUCCCACGUGGAGAAUCCCUUCAGUGAACCUGCGGACUCCCACUUUGUUCGACCCAUGCAAGAAGUGAUGGGCCUACCAUGUGUGCAGACCUCGGGCUACCAAGGAGAACAGUUUGGGAUGGAUUUUUCCAGGUCUGGCCUGGGCCUCCACUCUUCCUUCUCCAGGGUAAUGAUGGGCUCCCCAAGGGGAGGAGCCAGCAACUUUCCGUACUACCGCCGCAUAGCUCCCAAAAUGCCAGUUGUAACCUCUGUGAGGAGUUCACAGAUACCUGAAAACCCUGCUAGUUCUCAGCUGCUGAUGAAUGGAGCCACAUCCUCCUUUGAAAAUGGCCAUCCUGCCCAGCCUGGCCCUCCACAGUUGACUAGGGCAUCAGCUGACGUACUGUCCAAGUGCAAGAAGGCCUUAUCAGAGCACAACGUCUUAGUUGUAGAGGGAGCUCGCAAGUAUGCCUGCAAAAUCUGCUGCAAGACUUUUCUGACCUUGACAGAUUGCAAGAAGCAUAUCCGCGUUCACACAGGCGAAAAGCCCUAUGCUUGCCUCAAGUGUGGCAAGAGGUUCAGCCAGUCCAGCCAUCUGUACAAACAUUCCAAGACCACCUGCCUGCGCUGGCAGAGCAGCAACCUCCCCAGCAGUCUGCUCUAACCCCAGCUUCCCAAGAGAAUAUUCACACUGGGGGCAAGACCAGAAUAGAAUGCUCUUCCACUUUACUGGUUGGUGGCUAUUGCCUGUGGGUUGCAAACUUGGAUUAGUAAGGGGCUUGAACUCACUUGCGUAGCUCUCAGUUGCUGUGUUUCUGAGGGAAAUGCAUGCUUUCAAAGAGGGCUGCCCCCCCAUAACCAAGUUCUUCCGUAGCAUUGAGUCAGAAAGUUAGUUUGUAAUGGAUGUUGUUUAAAAGUGGCACAUUAAAAAAUUAAAAGCUCAAGUGCAAAAAAAAUUUUUAGCAAUUUUUAUAAAACUUUGAAGCAUUUAAUUAUACUUCCUGAUCCCUUGGAUGGGAAUAUUAUACUUGUACAGUGAUGCAAAAUGCACUUAAGUGUAACUAGUAGUGGCAACUUGGUCUCUGUCUCCAAGAAAGGCCCUUGAGGACAUACCUGGCUGCCACCAAUGCUUUAAAGUGUCUCAGGAGCUAGUCCUGAGCCUCUGAGAGUACUGUAUUUUUUAUCUCUCUCUGAUCUGCAGUUACAGACACUGCACUUCUAUGGUGCUGACACUGGCCCAGAGCAUGCACUCUCUGGACUUUUAGGUAUAUAUACUUUAAAAAUAUCACUGUUGGAUGUUUCAACUAUUUCCCUUGGUUUUAAAAAACAAAGUUGUAAAAGGAAUAAGAACUUGUAGAGAGUGACAGGUAAGGUAUUGUUUCUGUAUGUGUUGUUUUAGCAGUAUUUUAAUUAACUUGUAUAAUAUAGUCACAGUUCCAUGUUUGGGACUAGUCAGAAAAGAGCUAGUGUUUGUCUUUGUUAUGAUAUAGACUUACUCUUUGUGGG
Suncus etruscus (white-toothed pygmy shrew) is the source of this 2984-nucleotide messenger RNA. RefSeq names its product zinc finger and BTB domain containing 5 (gene ZBTB5). Gene Ontology annotation, biological process: regulation of transcription by RNA polymerase II. Gene Ontology annotation, molecular function: DNA-binding transcription factor activity, RNA polymerase II-specific; protein binding; RNA polymerase II cis-regulatory region sequence-specific DNA binding. The record is from RefSeq and is a predicted model, not a curated record. The transcript has 2 exons. Bases 88 to 2142 code for a protein of 684 amino acids. Lineage: Eukaryota; Metazoa; Chordata; Mammalia; Eulipotyphla; Soricidae. Gene Ontology annotation, cellular component: nucleus.